Anguilla rostrata (American eel) is the source of this 8354-nucleotide messenger RNA. Its product is annotated as phospholipid-transporting ATPase ABCA1-like. Gene Ontology annotation, cellular component: intracellular membrane-bounded organelle; membrane. Gene Ontology annotation, biological process: transmembrane transport; phospholipid efflux. Bases 356 to 7093 code for a protein of 2245 amino acids. The transcript has 50 exons. Gene Ontology annotation, molecular function: ATP binding; ABC-type transporter activity; phosphatidylserine floppase activity. The record is from RefSeq and is a predicted model, not a curated record. NCBI's taxonomy places the organism in Eukaryota, Metazoa, Chordata, Actinopteri, Anguilliformes, Anguillidae.
GUCAGAAUCUGUGCUUUUAAAUGAUUUACCCACGCCAUAGAAUUCAGUACUCCCGGAAUAUGCAAACAAAACAAAGAUAAGUUGAUGUUCCCAAUGCCAGUGGCUGUGUAUAUGCUUGUAUGUUCGUAUACUCGUGUGUAGGGCAUGCUGUCUUCGCAAGUCACUUAUCAUGCUAUUGUGUUUCUGUAUCAGUUCAUCUUUGUCCGCUGCUAUCUGUCAGAAAUUUUUUCACUGGCAAUCCAGAGACAGAAAGAAGUGUGAUUCGGCAGCACAAAGAACCUUUGUAUGGAAUAUGCACACACAGUACGACCUCUGUCGAUUUAUGUACUGGCGGAACAUCACAAGGUAAAUUGUAAUGGAUUUCCUGGGACAGCUUCGGCUUCUCCUGUGGAAGAACUUCCUUCUAAGAAAGAGACAAAAGGUCCGACUGGUUAUUGAGUUGAUAUGGCCUCUUUUCCUGUUCUUCAUUCUGGUCUGGGUUCGUUCAACAAAUCAACCUUUUUACAAGGGACAAUGUCAUUAUCCUAAUAAGGCCAUGCCAUCAGCUGGUGUAUUGCCAUGGUUACAAAGCAUGAUGUGCAAUAUUGACAACCCUUGUGUAAACUAUCCAACUCCAGGAGAGACACCAGGACAAGUCAACAAUUUCAAUUCAUCCAUACUUGCUGGAAUGCUGAUUGAACUGCAGUCAACGAUAUCAAACAAGACCGUCCUUUCCAAAUUUCGGCAGCUUUCCAAUGAUAUCAACCAAUUGACUUUGCUUUUGCAGAAUACCAACCCAGGAAAUGGCCGUCCUGUCCCUCUGAGAAGGGUUUUGAAAGACAAUGAGACUUUCACCAGAUAUUUGAAGGAGAAUCUUUCAAUUUCAGCAUCAGACGCGGAAAGCAUAAUGUCAGCACAAAUAAGGCCCAGUAAGGUAAUGGGUCUUUCAAUGGAUGAUAACCUGAAGGACAUCCUUUGCAAUGGGACAGUGCUGGAGUUUAACUCAACAGCUGACCAAGAGACCUUUGAGAAAAUCAGCUGCUCCCUCACACCGAAAGAGAUUACAGAAACCGGGAACGUUUUCCGACAAAACGUGGAUUCACAAAAGCUAGCCUCAACUUUUGCCCAAGCUACGAAUUUGAAUCCAGCUGAAACCUUUGGAUUGGUUAGAAAAACAACUGCAGAUGUGUUGCCAGUGCUUCAGGAGAUUUCCAAGCUGCAGAAUUCGAUGCUGCUUAAUGCAGCCAAUUCGCUGGAUUUCAGAUCAGAUAUGAUUGGCAGCAUAAACUUACUGCUGUGCGGCAAAGAGCCAAACAUUAACUCUACGAACUCCAGAAACAUAUCCACUUCGGGAUUCAUGGCAAACUUCACAAAAAACGAGACGCAGACAAACCCCAAUAACAAUAGCUCCAGUGAUUUUUGUCAGACGCUUGUCGACACCCUGGAGAAUACGCCUGGACUACGUUACGCGUGGAGCACAUUUCGACCGCUGCUGCAAGGGAAGGUCCUCUACACUCCCGACACAGUUGCCACCAGACUCAUUGUGAAAGAGGCAAACAAGACCUUCAACGCAAUAGCAAUGUUGAAAGAACUCGCUGGAGCCUGGGAAACGCAGGGGCACAAAAUUUGGGAUUUCAUGCAGGACGGAGCACAGAUCAAUUCACUGCGGGCCUUGUUGAAGAACCCCGCGUUCGCCACCGCCCUGAAUCUGCAGUUGGGCCGGACGGGGUGGACGGCCGAGAGCCUCGCCAACUUCCUGUACAACGGGCCUCCGGAGGACCGCCCCCCCGGAAUGCCUGCCAACGACUGGAGAGACGUCUUCAACAGCACCAGCAAAGCCCUGGAGAUGCUCGCCCAAUUCAUAGGGUGCCUCGACCUUGAUAAGUUUGAAGCUGCCCCCACAGAAGCGAUCCUGGUUGAGGAGUCCCAACUGCUGCUGAAAGAGGAGAAGUUCUGGGCCGGAAUUGUUUUUGAAGACAUCGCCCCGCAAGCCAGUCACCCCCCACCUUUGGUAAAAUAUAAAAUCAGGAUGGACAUCGAUGAAGUCGAGAGAACAAAUAAAGUGAAAGACAGGUCGUGGGCCCCAGGCGCCCGGGACCACUCUUACAACGACAUGCGCUACGUGUGGGGAGGGUUCGCCUACCUGAAGGACAUGAUCGACCACGGCAUCAUACGGACGCACACGGCCAAGUCCCAGCCACUCGGUGUGUUCGUGCAGCAGAUGCCCUACCCCUGCUACGUGGAUGACGGCUUCAUCCGAGGCAUCGGGGGCAUGCUCCCCAUGUUCCUGGUGCUGGCGUUCAUGUUCACGGUCUGCAUGACCAUGAAGGGCCUGGUCCUGGAGAAGGAGCUCCGGCUAAAGGAGGUCCUGAGGGCGGUGGGCGUGGGGAAUGGCCCCCUCUGGCUGGCUCGCUUCAUCGAAAACUUCGCCCUGCUCGUGGUCCCCUGCGCGAUCAUAAGUGUCAUGGUCAAGUACGGGAAAGUCCUGCGCUACAGCGACCCCUCCGUGAUCUUUGUUUUCCUGCUGGUCUUCUGCAUCGCCACCAUCAUGCAGUGCUUCAUGAUCAGCGUCUUCUUCUCCAAGGCCAACCUGGCCGCGGCCUGCGGCGGGCUGAUCUACUUCGUGCUCUACCUCCCCCACGUGCUGGCCUUCGCCUGGCGCGAUGUCAUGGCCUUCCGAGUCAAGAUCUUGGUGAGCCUCCUGUCCUGUGUGGCCUUUGGCUAUGGCUGUGAGAACUUUUCACGCUAUGAGGAGCAAGGCAUUGGCAUUCAGUGGAGCAACAUCGCGUCGAGUCCGGAAGAAGGGGAGCGCUACUCCUUUUUGGUUUCCAUCAUCAUGAUGCUCGUUGACUCUCUCAUUUACUGGCUGAUCACCUGGUACAUCGAGAAUGUAUUCCCAGGGCAGUUUGGGAUACCCAAACCUUGGUAUUUCCCUUUCUCUGCAUCCUAUUGGUGUGGGACGUCUGUAACCCUAGACGCUGGCCCAGAUUUGCUGAAAGUCUCGGGGGAACUGAAUGAUUACAUGGAACCAGCACCACCAAACAUGAAAGCAGGGGUGUCCAUCAGGAACCUUGUGAAGAUCUAUAAGACUGGAAAGAAGGUGGCGGUGGAUGGCCUGAGCAUGGACUUUUACGAGGAUCAGAUAACCUCUUUCCUCGGACAUAACGGAGCGGGGAAAACGACCACAAUGUCUAUUCUGACAGGACUUUUCGCGCCAACGUCAGGAACUGCUUUCAUAGACGGAAAAGACAUCCGCACGGACAUGGACUCCAUCAGGAAGCACUUGGGGAUGUGUCCCCAACACAACGUUUUAUUCAAUGAGCUGACAGUGGAAGAACAUAUUUAUUUUUAUGCGCGUUUGAAAGGAAGGAGCUCAAAAGAAGUGAAGAGUGAGAUGGACCAAAUGAUUAAAGAUGUUGGUUUGCCACACAAACGCAAAGAACAAGCCAAAAACCUGUCUGGUGGGAUGCAGAGAAAACUUUCAGUGGCCAUAGCUUUUGUCGGAGGGUCAAAAAUAGUCAUCCUGGAUGAGCCUACUGCUGGUGUGGACCCCUAUGCUAGAAGAGGAAUAUGGGAACUCUUGUUAAAAUACAAACAAGGUCGCACCAUCAUCCUGUCCACUCAUCACAUGGACGAGGCCGACAUCCUGGGAGACCGAAUCGCCAUUAUCUCCCACGGGAAGAUGUGCUGCGGGGGCUCCUCCCUCUUCCUGAAGAAGUGUUUCGGGAGCGGGUACUACCUCACCCUGGUCAACGCGGGAACCGAGAAGAUGUCCACGCAGCGCGAGGGCAUCACAAAGCAGAAUCACAACUGUGGCUCCACUCGAAGUUACAGCCCGGAUGAAGGCAUUGGAAGCCCGAUUGAGAGUGACGAAGACCUUACAGGCAUUAAAGCAGUCAGCCUUCUACUGUGGAGACACGUGCCGGAGGCGGUGUUCCUCGAGAGCAUCGGUCAGGAGAUCACCUACAUCCUGCCGUACGGCGGGGCUCGCGAUGGCACGUUCGCCCGUCUCUUCCAGCAGCUGGACUCAGAGAUGGCGAGCCUGGGCAUAGCGAGCUACGGGAUUUCAGACACCACUCUGGAGGAGAUCUUCCUGAAAGUGGCAGAAGACACAGGUGUAGAUGUGGAAAUGCCAGAUAAAAAGGAUACAUUAGUAAGAGACUGGAAGAGAAGUUCAAGAGAAUCCAAACGUCGUAGUAUAGCCAAUGCCGGUUCGAGUUCUGAGAACUUAAUUUCCAAAAGUGAGCUGAAGGGAAAAUUUGCGAAUCGAGUUGAAGUGUCGGAGAGGGUCAGGAGCAACAACGGGAAGGGCUCCAGAGUGAUCACUGGAUGGAAGCUGAUCCGGAGGCAGUUCCUGGCGCUCUUCAUCAAACGAUUCCACCAUGCUCGCCGGAGCCGCAAGGGACUGAUCGCACAGGUGGUGUUGCCUGCGGUUUUUGUGUGCCUGUCCCUCAUCUUCUCCCUGAUCAUGCCACCGUUUGCGGAGUACCCCAGUUUGGAGCUGCAGCCUUGGAUGUACGGAACGCCGCAAAACACAUUCUUCAGCAAUGAUGCCCCUGAUAACAUAGAAGUGGCUCGUGUGGCAGACUCCCUAGUGAAUAACCCAGGAUUUGGAACACGGUGCAUGGAAAAUAAUCCCAUACCGAAACUGCCAUGUGCUGCAAAUGGAUCAGAUUGGACUACUCCCACUGUUCAUCCUUCCAUCUCUGACAUCUUCGUCAAUGGAAACUGGACAAUGGCCAAUCCCUCUCCUUCCUGCCAAUGCAGCACCCCCAGCAGGACCAUCAUGCUCCCUGACUGCCUUCCAGGUGCCGGGGGCUUGCCCCCUCCGCAGAGAAUACAGAACACAACAGAUACCCUCCACAAUCUGACUGGCAGGAACAUGACUGACUUUCUAUUGAAGACCUACGAGCGGUCAGGCAAAAUCAGGUUCGGGGGAAUUUCUGUCGGAGGAGUGAACUCGCAAGUCAAAAUGAACGAAACUGAAAUUUCCGACUUUCUACGGGAGCUGAAAAGCCUCUUCAAUUCCACCCAGGAUGGCGAAACCGAUCAGAUUUGGCAGAAUGCAGAGACGUUAAUGAAAGAGCUUGGAACGAGGGAUAAUGUCAAGGUGUGGUUCUACAACAUGGGGUGGCACGCGAUGGUGUCUUUCAUCGGCGUGGCGAGCAACGCCAUCCUGCGGGGCAACCUGCCCGCCGGGCACAGGCUGAGAGAGUACGGAAUCUCCACCGCCAACCACCCCCUCAAUCUCACCAAGGAGCAGCUGUCGUUCGCCGCUCUGGCCACCACCUCCACGGACGUCGUGGUGUCGAUCUGCGUGAUAUUCGCCAUGUCCUUCAUACCCGCCAGUUUCGUGCUCUUCCUGAUCCAGGAGAGGGUCAGCAAAGCCAAGCACCUGCAGUUCGUCAGCGGUGUAAACCCGGCAGUCUACUGGGUCGCCAACUUCGCCUGGGACAUGUGCAACUACAUUGUCCCGUGUGUGAUAGUGAUAGUCAUCUUCCUGUGUUUCCAACAAAAAGCCUACGUCUCCCCACCUAACUUACCGGCGUUGAUCCUUCUCUUAGUGCUUUAUGGCUGGUCAAUCACCCCGAUGAUGUACCCGGCCUCCUUCAUAUUCAGCGUGCCCAGCACGGCCUAUGUGGUGCUGACCUGCAUCAACCUCUUCAUCGGCAUAAACGGCAGCGUGGCCACCUUCGUCAUGGAGCUUUUCGACGAUGAGAAGGUCACCCGCAUCAACGACAUCGUGAAGCAGGUUUUGUUGAUCUUCCCCCAUUUCUGUCUGGGAAGAGGGCUCAUUGAUAUGGCCAAAAAUCAAGCCAUGGCCACACUGUUCAGCGGCUUUGGUGAGGACCGCUUCAAGGAUCCCCUCGGCUGGGACAUGGUGGGGAAGAACCUCUGCGCCAUGUCCAUUCAGGGCGCUGUGAUGUUCUCAUUAACACUGCUCAUUCAGUACAAGUUCUUCUUCAAACCCAGAUCCGUGAGCGGGGUUUCGCAGUCGAAGGAUGAGGAAGAUGAAGAUGUGGCUCGUGAGCGUGUCCGCGUGCAGCAGGGAGGAGCACAACAUGACCUCCUGAGAAUCUGCGACCUGACAAAGGUGUACCGCGGGAAGAAGAAGCCAGCCGUGGAUGGAGUCUGCGUGGGAAUCCCGGCUGCGGAGUGUUUUGGUCUGCUGGGAAUAAAUGGAGCUGGAAAAACCACAACCUUCAAGAUGCUUACCGGGGACAUUGCAGUCUCCGGUGGGGAGGCGUUCCUAAACGGAUACAGCAUUCGUACGCAAAUGAGGGACGUCCAUCAGAACAUGGGGUACUGUCCCCAGUUCGACGCCAUCGACGACCUGCUGACGGGGCGGGAGCACCUCGAACUGUACGCCCGCCUUCGAGGGGUGCCCGAGAAAGAAGUGAAGAUGGUGGCGGAGUGGGGCAUUCAGAAGCUGGGUUUGGUGAAGUACGCCAACAAGUCAGCCGGCACGUACAGCGGCGGAAACAAGCGCAAGCUCUCCACCGCCAUGGCCCUGAUAGGCUGUCCUCCGGUGGUCUUCUUGGACGAGCCCACAACUGGGAUGGACCCCAAAGCUCGCCGGUUCCUCUGGGACUGCAUACUGAGCGUGCUCAAGGAGGGGCGGUCCGUCAUACUAACGUCUCACAGCAUGGAGGAGUGCGAGGCCUUGUGCACGCGGAUGGCCAUCAUGGUCAACGGGCAGUUCAAGUGCCUGGGCAGCAUUCAGCAUCUGAAGAGCAGGUUUGGGGAGGGGUACACGGUGAUCGUGAGAGUGGGCGGGUCCCCUCCAGCCCUGGUUCCCGUGGAAACCUUCAUGACGGAGAUGUUCCCGGGGUGUGUGCUGAAGGAGAAGCACCACAACACCCUGCAGUACCAGCUGCCGGCCACUGAGGGCGCCCUCGCCAGCAUCUUCAGCCAGUUCACAACCCACCAGGAGAGAUUGGCCAUUGAGGAUUACUCUGUGUCUCAGACCACUCUGGAUCAGGUCUUCGUCAGUUUCGCCAGACACCAGCACGAUGAGGAAGACUCCAAGGGAAAGGUGAAUCCGGUGGACGUGCUGGCCGACGAGGUGCCCAUGAAGCCCCUGAAGGACCUGAGUCUCACGGAGAAGGUUUAAGGCUGGAGAAGGACACACGUCCUCCUCUGCUACUAAAGAACAGCUUUAUAGGCUGGGCCAGCACAGGGGCCAGUUAGAGAUUAUUUUUUUGGAAGUAAUAUUUUUUGUUAUUAUUAUAAUUAUUUUUACAUUAAUUAUCUACCUUGAAGUUAUGAAAAAAAUUGAUUUUAAUAAGAUCUUUUUAUCAGUCUUUGCCUGAAAUUUUAAUAUGUUGUUAUAUUUAUCAACUGAAUUAAGAGUUUUAAGCAUGCAACCUUUUUUUAAAAAAAGAGACUAAAGAUAAAGUAUGCCAAAUUUGUAGAACCACAGAAACCCUUUUACUUUGAUGCUGACAGAGAUUUGACCAAAACAGCCCAAAAUAGCACUUCCAUUUAAAGAACAUUAAAAUGCGUUAAUAUGUUUAGUGAGAUUUUAUUCUUUGUAGCCCUUUCUUUCAAAUAUGCAGACUAAUUGACUUUAGAAAACUCAUUAAAAGAUUGAUUGAAUAGGAUAGAGAAGCAUACUCUUAGGAAGAAGCUCAAGAGAAGAUGUGUGAACGUAGAGCUUAAGGCUAUCACUACACCUAUGUCAGCUUUGUGUUCAGUUAUGCUCGUUUCCAUCCUCUCCUCUCUCUCGAACAACACUAAUGUCUGUGGUUCAAAUUGGGACAAACAGCAUACAUCUCUGGCAGAAGGAUUUAUGUCGGAAGUUAAAAAUGUCAACCGAUCACAACUCAAAUUUGAAACUUUGACAACUUUUACUCGACAAUACUGUACGCGCUGCAACACAGGAAGAGGUGAGGAUAUUUACUCUUCCUGUCUGGAAAAGGUUUUUCGUCCAAAAAAUUACGCUUUACUCAGGGCUUUAUGCACAAAUAAAAAUGGUUUUUUUGCCAUUAGCUUUGCGCAUUUUCAGUUAUAAAUAUCAUGUUAAAUGUGUUCUGUGUUUCUGUCAGGGAGGAAAGAGAAAAGUAGUAACCAUACGUGGAUUUUAUGUUUACAUUGGAUUUACCUCCUUCUAGAAGGAGCCACUAAACCUCACACAGAACUCAUUUGCUUGGUAAGCAAUGUCUUGCACUAGGCACUUUCUCAGAUGCAAACAGUGCUUCAUUUUGUGUAUGCAGCUUAAAUAUUAUGGAUUAUUUUGUGAUUCCAGUGUAAUUGAUAUGCCGUCCAAUAUUUCUGCUUUACAAACUUGUUUGCGAGGAGGAAUUAUGAAUCAUAUUUGUACUGAAUAUUGCUUCAUGCCACAACAGAUGAUUAAACAUUUGCACACGCUGUAA